Messenger RNA from Lineus longissimus, 2883 nucleotides. Its product is annotated as GPI mannosyltransferase 4-like. The record is from RefSeq and is a predicted model, not a curated record. Gene Ontology annotation, cellular component: endoplasmic reticulum membrane. Lineage: Eukaryota; Metazoa; Nemertea; Pilidiophora; Heteronemertea; Lineidae. Gene Ontology annotation, molecular function: alpha-1,2-mannosyltransferase activity. The coding region runs from base 5 to 1930 and encodes 641 amino acids. Gene Ontology annotation, biological process: GPI anchor biosynthetic process. The transcript is spliced from 3 exons.
CAUCAUGGCGACUUCGUCAGUAACAAGUACCUUCUUGUUCCUAUUUUGGUUGGUCCUUGCUGGAUGGCGGUUGGCGAGUACAUUCUUGCCUUUACCAGGAUAUCUACAUCCUGAUGAGUACUUCCAGUCAACGGAGGUCCUGGCAGGUGAUAUUUUCAAUCUUAAGGUUCUGAAGACUUGGGAAUUCAAUGGCACCUCUCCUAUCAGGUCGAUGGCCUUUCCACUGAUGACAGCUGGACUACCCUUUCGAGUUCUUAAGUACCUGGCCACAAACUAUUUCCAGAAUUACGGAAACUUCGUCAACGCCUACUCCUUGUUAGUCGCGCCAAGAAUCUUCAUGGUUCUCAUGAGCUUUGGUGUUGAUUUCUUUAUCUUGCGGAUCUGCCGUAACUUUGGAUUUCGUGCGAUGCCCUCGUUGAUGCUGUUUGCUUCAUCUUAUGUGAUCAUGACGUAUUACCAGAGAACUCUAUCCAAUGCAACAGAAGCAUUCCUCUUUGCUGAUUUGAUUUACAAUGUUAGUAAGCAUAUUCGGAAGGUAGAGGGCGUCACUGAGGCAUCGAAGGAAAGUAAACGAAAGGGCGGAAAGGAGAAGGAGAAGAAAGCAAAAAAUCAACCGGUCAUCAAAAAGUGUGGCACUUGUGGUGGAUCAUUCUGGAUACCUGUCAUCAUCAUCGCUGGUACCUUCAAUCGCCCGACUUUCCCAGCAUUUGCUCUUGUGCCAUUUAUUUGUUGGUUGUUAAAUGACACAGACUUCCUCUCGAAAUGGACUCUCAUCAUAAAGAGGCUCAUCUUAUGUAUCAUUGUGGGAAGUUUGACUGUUCUUGGGUUCACUCUAGUCGAUUCCAUUUACUAUGGUUCCAUGGAUUCUAACAUCUUUUUUGAAGGUGCAUCAUCAAUACUGGCUUUUGUCCAGUCAGGAAAAUUCAUCAAGAAUCUCACGCUCACGCCCUUAAAUUUCAUCAGGUACAACAUGGACAACAAAAACCUUGCGAGCCAUGGAACUCACCCCAAGUAUACCCACCUCCUGGCAAAUCUCCCAAUGUUGUUUGGUCCCCUCGCUACCCUCAUCCUCCUCGAUCUCUUCAGGCUCCCUGCCAAGGCCUCAACUGAAGACAAACCAGAUAAAAACCGCAACCGCAUCCUUGUAUACCUGAGCAUUUCAAUACCAGUCAUAAUACUGUCCAUCUUUCCCCAUCAGGAGCCACGAUUCUUGAUUCCGCUUUUGAUCCCCGUAGCAGUCAUGUACGGAACGUACCUAUUUGGACCGGGAUGCUACAAGAGUCUCAGUUUCAUCUGGAUCCUAUUCAACGUUUCGUUCACCAUGUUCUAUGGUCUGCUCCACCAGGGCGGCAUGUUCCCCUGCAUCCAAGACUUGCAGCAAAAAUUCUACUCCGAGCGAAAUCUGGGUAAAACUCACCAUGUGAUUUUCUACCACACGUACAUGCCACCCUGGCACCUAUUCACCCUCAAUCAGGACGGCUACGUCGGCUUUGUACAAAAACCAACAAAGAAAAUCAAACAGCAAUUGUCCCUUCAUGAUCUUGCUGGCUCCCCACCAAAACUCUUGGAUGAAUACAUUGACAAGUUAAUCACCCCCGAUAUGUCCAAAACUGAAAUUCUUGUAGUAAGUCCGAGCACUAUUGAUGCGUUAUUCUGUACUUGGAAGAAUAGGAAGGUUUAUAAGUUUGUCAAUAGUUACUCGCACCAUCUCACCAUGGAGGACUUGCCUGACUUUGAACACGAUAUCGAAUGCCAGCUUGGUAAUGUUAUUUUGGAAAACUGCAAUCGAGAUUGUCGUGGUAAAUCACUCCUUGAAAAAGUUGACAGUGUUCUGAGUUUGUUUGUUUACAAGGUUGAAAAAGUUCAAGAGAAAAAGAGUGAAACUGUGAAAGAGAGGAAAUCAAACACUUUGAAGUCUAAAGAUAAGUAAUGUACAUUGUACAGGUAAUUGUACCUUUUAGUCUUAACCCAGAAAUGUGUUCAUAUCAUCGUGGCAAUCAAACUUUGAUAUUACAUGUACAUGUGUAUCUAUGAUCAUCUGUAGUAUUUAUCUGAAAUAGGCUUUCUUGUAUGAAUUGUGCCACUUCUGUUUCAUAUGGUACAUGUAUUCCAACUACAAAAUGUAUUGUUUGUGUACACAACGCAGCCUGUGUUCUCUCUGUCAAAGUGUACAGUGAUACAUGUCUCACUGUUGUCAAAGAUUAAAUCUUCAGUUAUUCUUGAUAUAGUUAAGUAUUUGUAGGUUCUGUUUUAAGGGAUGAAAAAUACUCCAUUCUAGGCAGCAGGUCUAAUGCUAAAGGUCAGGCUUUGGUGAGGCCUUGUUCAUAGCUUGUUCUUGAUGACACUGCUUGUUGAAAGGGGUAGGUCAUCAAGGAUUACAUGUCACUCGCAUUAUUUUGACGUCCUCCUUUGUCCUUUGUUUCACUUUGUCUGUCACGUCAAGUCCUUCACUUCACAGUUCAUUUUGUAGGAGAAUUUAUUGCUUUUUCUGUUGUAAAUUAAUGCAUUGCGAGGUCCAAAGUAUUAGAAGUUUUGCAGUAUUGUAUAUUUGUAUUGUUAUGUAUUAAUAGUACUAUUAACAAGCUGAUCUAUUGACAUUGUACCUUGGAGGGAUACCGAUGCACAAUAUGGGUAAAGUGGCAUGGUGUACACUUGCAUUUGUAACAGAAAGAUGAGCUUACAGGGAGGCAUUUACGGUCAUUUUUGAUGGGAAGAUGUUUGUUGUCCUUGUAUGUGACAAUGACAGAAUGAGAAUGCCACUAUUGACUACUAAAAGAAUAAAGUCAUGUUUUUUGUAAAGGCAAUAAUUUACAAUUAAAGUAAUGUUUCUAUAUGUUACAUAAUAUAUGUGAAGUUUCUGAUCAUGUGCUAAUAAAAUGUCUA